AUGGGGAAGCACCCAUAUAGUGUCUGCCAGCACUGCAACGUGGGUUGGGUUUGGAAGACGGAGAAGCGCUGGUACCCGUGCUGCUGGAACUGUGGAGCAGACUGGCCAGGGCCCACCCCUCCCAACCCUGCUAGGAGUGCAAGGCAGGUUUACAACACGCAGGAAGACUGGCAAAGAUGGGAAGAGCAAGCAUGGGAACAGACCGCGCGCAAGCCCAAGAAGCAGCCUGCUUGGCCACCGGGCUUAGGCUGGGGCAGAGCCCAGCUUACACCUGGAGAGUACGAAGAAGCUGUGGCCAGCCUGUGGAAGGACGCAGACCCACAGGCCCAACAAGUCCUUCGUGCUUGUGGCAUCGAGCCACCGGAUGAGGAAGAGCCUGACCCGAGGACAGUGCUUCAUCGCUAUCUGGCGAGGACAGUGCUUCAUCGCUAUCUGGCUCGGUAUAAGUCAAUCACCCAACAGCACCGCAGCUUGGUUGCUAAAAAAGCCCAACUGCAGCUCCGAGCAGAUAAGAUUAAAGCACAAUUCGAGAAGGCUGUUCAAGACUUGGCGGAUGUCUCAAAGGAAAUUGAGCAAGCGGAGGGCCACCUGGUGAAGGUUCAAACCCAGGUUCAGGCCCAGCUCAAGGAGGCGGAGCCACCAAAGGUGCAGGACUUGCAGGGGCUUCUGAAGAAUGCUGGUGUUAGUCUGACUGAUGACCAGCAUGUGGCGUUGUCGGCCUACAUCCAGACGAUGACACAGCCCAAGAUCGAUGAGGAAAUGCUGGACCUUGGAGAAGGAUGGAUGAGGGAGUCUUUUCCGCCUGACAUGUUCAACAUGAACAGGGCUGAGAGUGGACAAGACACCAAUCCCAGCUUCGGAAUCCUGGUGCAAAUCCAGGGUGUGGAUUAUAGCAGAUCAGAACAGCGCAAUUUUGGAAACCAGAAGUGCCGAUUGCUCCCGUCUUUUAAGCAGGUGAAGAUCUCUCAAGAGUGGCAAACUGCCCUUUGGGUGGCAGAAAAGCAGGCCGAGGAGCCUGGGGUGAUCCAGGCCGGAAACUGGGCUAAUGCUGAGGAGACGGUGUGCCAGGAAUACCUGGUGCCAGGGACAGGGCGCAACUUGGCAGGCUUUGUUUUCUCGGGUAUUCGUUUUCAUGGCUGGGAGUUGGCGAUUGGUUCCUCGAUUGACUUUGGGGUGGUUUGUGCUAAGCUGGCAGGCUGUGUGAGCGUUGUCACUGAGUGGAAUGUGCCUUUCAAGCCACAUGCAGCUCUACGUUUCACAGUCCACAAGACUGGAGCCAGUCUGCCAGUCCCGCAACCCCCGAAGUUUGUUGAAGCCCCUGGUGAGAACCGGGGAGAGAGUUGUGUGCAAGACAUCAGUGAAGUUGUGGCCAUGUUUGAGCCCCCUAGCCAGUGUGAGCAGGAUGUACAAUGGGGGCGGGUCAUGGCGAGACUCGAGGCAGACCUCCAAAUGAAUGGUAAAGGCAGAGGCUGGUGUUUUCCAGUCAAGCGUGAACCGUUGGUGGAACCAACAGCGCCUGACAAAGUGUGGCAAGGAGGUAAAGUUGCUUUUUGGGAAAGGAUCCAGUUAUGGAUACAACAGAGACAAGAAAGGCCCCUCAAGCCUUCACAGGUAAGAUUGUUCAUUCGGCAGUUGCAGCAUGUUCGGCAUAUGUUGGAACCGGAAGAACAGUUCAAGGCUGAAUUCCUGCGCACGGAGCUUGAGAAUUUUGUCAUUGGGCACCCAACCAACCUGACAUUGGUGCAAACUGUCAUCACCAAUGCCAAGGAGGCUGCCCGAGAAUGGCGAAAUGGCCAACAGGAAGGCUACCAAUCCUGGCUGCAAGGUGCUGUGGAAGGUGGCAUGCGGGGCCUGUACAAGUCCCUCAAGAAGCCUGAAAAUAUUCAGGCGAGGCCGUACCGUGAAGCUAGCAGUGAACUUCGGCCUCACCUUCGGAGACAGGAGUGGAAGCAAGUUUGGAAACCGCAGGCUGACAACAGCCCGGAGGACCACCACUUGUUUGAAGAACUCAGGCAUAAAGCUGCCGAAGAACUCCGACAGGUGGGGCCACUCACAAACAGACAAGUUGAGGAAGCUUUACGUAAAAUGGCCAAAAAGGCAUGUGGCCCGGAUGGGCUCACUAGCCCAAUGCUCAAAGCUUUAGAACCGGACCAGGUUGCCCUGGUGGCUGACGCUUUCCGUACUUGGGAAGCCACUGGUGUCAUGCCAGAGGCUGCCACAAUGUCGCUGGUGGCGCUUCUCCCGAAAAAAGAGUCUGAAGAAAGACCGAUAGCAUUGACAUCAUAUGCUUACAGGGCCUGGUGCAAAUCCAGGUACCCGCUGCAUGAUGAGUGGGCCAGACAAUACCAGUUGUCUGCGCCGUGGGACAGGGCCGUUAAAAACCACUCCUCUUUGGAGGUAGCAGUCACUAGGGUGAUGAAAGGCGAGAUGCAUAGACAAAACCAGAAAUCUGGUGUCACCCUUCUCCUCGACUUGAGGGGUUUUUACGAAAAUGUGUCCCACAAAGACUUGAUUGCCAGUGCUUUCAAGCAUCACUAUCCUGCCUUGUUACUACAUGGGGCUAUGCAGUUGUACCGUGGCAAAAGGCACUUAUGUGCGGAAAACAUGGUUAGCGCACCCCUGGUGGCAACCCAGGGUAUCCUGGCGGGGUGCCCGUUAGCCCCAGGGCUGAGUAAACUGGUCAUGCAUGAGGUUGUCGAGCCCAUCUGGCAAGGACCUCCACAGUGUCAUGUUGAUCUCUACAUCGAUGACACGGGGUUUGACUUGGUGCACAGCGACCCCAAGCAGUGUGCAAAAAUGGCCUAUCAUGUAUGGCAGGAGGCACGCAAAAGACUCCAAGAUGCCAAGCUCCCUUUGAGUAUUGGCAAAACAGCGUGGAUCUGCAGUAACAAAAAAGUAGAAAAGGCUUUGACCAAACUGCUACAGGAUGGUGACCCAACCAUUCGAGAUAUCCACAGGGACUUGGGCAUCGACUCAGGUUGGGGCAAGCGUCGCAGGAUAACAAACCACCGGCUCCGGCUGAAAAAAGGUGGGGCCAGAAAGAAGCGCCUGGAUAUCUUGGCUCCCGACAGAGGGCCUAAGAUUAGGGCCUUCAAGCAAGGAGUCCUGAGUGUGGCUCUCUACGGCCAUGUUGCCCUUGGCCUCGCUCCAAAAAGGCUCAAGUGGAUUAGGCAUCAACAAGCGCAAGUCCUUGGAAGGAUGAGCCUGGGUUCCACGGAAUAUGUCUUGGAGCAAGCCAAUGCCAAACACGAAGAUCCUGCAUUCGUUAUCAUCAACCAGCAUUUCCGGUUCUUUCACCAACUGCUGGUGAAGUGGAACCAGGGUCAAUUGGAGGAGAUUGAGGUUUGA
Symbiodinium necroappetens is the source of this 3348-nucleotide messenger RNA. NCBI's taxonomy places the organism in Eukaryota, Dinophyceae, Suessiales, Symbiodiniaceae. The record is from the annotation of a GenBank genome assembly.